UCUCUUUGAAAUGAAAUUAUGUCUUAUUUAUAUAAAUAAUAAAUCUAUUGGUGGUUUUUUUUGAAUUUUACCCUUUGUCUUGAUUUAUCAAUUGGUCCAAAACGUCAAUGAUUGAUUAGUUUGUAUUUUAUUUUAUUUUUUGCUCGAUAACAUUCAAUCAUCAUUCAAAUGAAACUUGCCAUUGAUUUACUUAAAAAUGUCCUUCAAGGAAAUCGUACAGCAUUGGCACAAGCUAUAACAUUACUUGAAUCAACAUCGACUAAUCGUCAAUUUCUACAGAAUCGUUUGGAAUUUAUUCGUGCAUUAAAUAAUGCAAAUUAUGAGCAGAAAAAACCAACCAUACGAAUUGGAAUAUCCGGUUCACCUGGUGUAGGCAAAUCAACAUUUAUCGAAUCAUUUGGAAUGUUUUUAGCCGAUCAAUUGGACAAACGAAUAGCCGUAUUGGCUGUUGAUCCUUCAUCGGCAAUUCGUGGUGGAUCAAUUUUGGCUGAUAAAACUCGUAUGCCACGAUUGACUGCACAUCAGAAUGCAUUCAUUCGACCAUCACCAUCAAGACUUCAUUUGGGUGGUGUUACACAAUCCACCGGUGAAACAAUAUUACUGUGUGAAACAGCCGGUUAUGAUGUCAUUCUAAUCGAAACAGUUGGUGUCGGUCAAUCCGAAUAUGAAGUUCAUCAUCUUUGUGAUAUAUUUGUUUUGUUGGUUGCACCGGCAUCCGGUGAUGAAUUGCAAGGCAUAAAAAAAGGAAUAGUCGAAAUGGCCAACAUUAUCCUAGUGACCAAACAUGAUGGUGAUCUAAUCAUACCGGCAAGACGGAUGCGUGGUGAAAUUCGUUCAGCAACCAAAUUCAUCAAUUACCAAGAACGUCCAUCGGUAUUGUGUGUGUCAGCCAAAACUAAUCAUGGUAUCGAAGAUACAUGGAAAGAAAUCGAUACAAAAGUGAAUGGAAAUUUACAAGCUAAAGAACAGCGACGAAAUGAACAAAAAAUAGGCCUAUUACGAAUAUCAUUAAUUAAUGAAUUAUUUAGCCUAUUGAAUCGUACAUUAGAUAAUGAAAAUUAUGAACAACGUUUACGUAAUGAUCCUAAAUUAUCUAUUUAUGAAUUAGUACAGGAAAUUAUUCAUCAAGAUUUAGCUAAUGCUUUAGGAAAAAUUAAAUACUAAAAUCAAAAUUGUUAAUUGUUUUAUAUUAUUUUUAAAAAGAAAAA
This is a messenger RNA of Dermatophagoides farinae (American house dust mite), 1208 nucleotides long. Its product is annotated as methylmalonic aciduria type A protein, mitochondrial. Lineage: Eukaryota; Metazoa; Arthropoda; Arachnida; Sarcoptiformes; Pyroglyphidae. The record is from RefSeq and is a predicted model, not a curated record. Gene Ontology annotation, cellular component: cytoplasm. Gene Ontology annotation, molecular function: GTPase activity; GTP binding.